This is a messenger RNA of Parnassius mnemosyne (clouded apollo), 582 nucleotides long. Lineage: Eukaryota; Metazoa; Arthropoda; Insecta; Lepidoptera; Papilionidae. The record is from the annotation of a GenBank genome assembly.
AUGAGUAACAAACUACAGGAGUAUAAAGACACGAUAGAGAAAAACCUUAGGGACAAAACGAAACCAUGGACCAAGUUUUUCGACAUGGCUGAACAAAAAACCGGCCUGAAUAGAGUAUAUCUAUUCCUAGGAAUCGUCGCAUUCACCGGGUUAUAUUUAGUUUUUGGGUUUGGGGCUGAAUUGAUAUGUAACUCAAUCGGAUUCGUGUAUCCAGCGUAUAUGUCAAUGAAGGCUCUAGAGUCGCCUCAAAAAGAUGAUGACACCAAGUGGCUGACGUAUUGGGUGGUGUACGCAUGUUUCUCGAUUGUCGAGUACUUUUCCGACUUCAUUGUGGGCUGGUUUCCUCUCUACUGGUUAAUAAAGUGCAUCUUCGUCAUAUGGUGCUACUUGCCUUUUGACUACAAUGGCUCAUUGAUAAUUUACAACCGUAUCAUCCGUCCCUAUUACCAGAAACACCACAGUAAGAUCGACGAUAUCGCCACUUCCGACCCAUUGAAAAAGAUUAUUAAGGAUGCAAACAAGCAAAUAGAUAAGACACUCAAAGCCUUCAACAAAAAAAUUGACGAGCUGCACGACGAUUAG